AUGCUGAGCAAGUUGGUGGGGCCGCGGUAUGUGCAGCUGCUGCAGAACUGGACUCCCACCCUAGUGACCUGGGGUGGUGUAGCUGGGACUGGUUUGAUCUGGGUCACUGACUGGAAGCUGGUCCUUCAGUAUGUUCCCUACAUUGGUGGCAAGUAUAAAACUGAAGAGUAA
Molecule: messenger RNA, 171 nt
Organism: Chaetura pelagica (chimney swift)
Lineage: Eukaryota; Metazoa; Chordata; Aves; Apodiformes; Apodidae
Product: cytochrome b-c1 complex subunit 10
Exons: 2
Coding region: 1-171 (56 amino acids)
Biological process (GO): mitochondrial electron transport, ubiquinol to cytochrome c
Cellular component (GO): mitochondrial inner membrane
Source: RefSeq, a predicted model, not a curated record